Drosophila grimshawi is the source of this 926-nucleotide messenger RNA. It is a transcript of the gene Nacalpha, whose product is annotated as nascent polypeptide-associated complex subunit alpha. NCBI's taxonomy places the organism in Eukaryota, Metazoa, Arthropoda, Insecta, Diptera, Drosophilidae. Gene Ontology annotation, biological process: protein targeting to membrane. Gene Ontology annotation, cellular component: nascent polypeptide-associated complex; cytoplasm. The coding region runs from base 75 to 731 and encodes 218 amino acids. The transcript has 2 exons. The record is from RefSeq and is a predicted model, not a curated record.
AUCAGGUGGCAACCCUUCUUUUUCACUAAAAACGUUUUGCGAUUCUUUCUCACGGCGGCUUUUCGUAGGUAAUUAUGCCAGAGCUAACUGAAAUUAAGAACGAGGCACCCUCGACCUCCGCGGAGGCGAAACUGUCGGAGGACGUCGAUGUGCGUGUCGAGGACGAUGGCAGCGAGAGCGAUUCGGAUAUGAUACCCGGAUUGGAGGAGGCAGAGACUGGCACCACUCAGUUGGGCGGCGGCGCCACCGGUCUGCCCAUCGAUGUGGUCUCGAAGGCGAAGCAGUCGCGCGGUGAGAAGAAGGCGCGCAAAAUCAUGCUCAAGCUGGGCCUGAAGCAGAUUCAGGGUGUCAAUCGUGUCACCAUUCGCAAGUCGAAGAACAUUCUGUUCGUCAUCAACAAUCCGGACGUGUACAAGAAUCCCCACAGCGACACAUACAUUGUCUUCGGUGAAGCCAAGAUCGAGGACCUGUCGCAGCAGGCUCAAGUUGCCGCCGCCGAGAAGUUCAAGGCUCCGGAGGCUGCUGGCGCUGCUGAUAGUGUGGGUGCUACUACAUCGGUGGCUCCCAUUGCAGAGGAGGAUGAGGAGGAGGUCGACGACACGGGCGUAGAUGAGAAGGACAUUGAGCUGGUCAUAACGCAGGCGAAUACGACGCGUGUGAAGGCCAUCAAGGCGCUGAAGAACAACAACAACGAUAUCGUUAACGCCAUCAUGGAGCUGACCAUGCUCUAAGGCGAUGCGCAGGGAACGUCGUUGCUUUCGUUGAACACCCGCCUUUCGAUAAACUACAAAUUAAAAACCGAUCCCAAGCCCCCUUCAAGCAUUAUGUGCAUGCGUCUCCCAGCUUGCUCAACAACUGUCGGGACAACAAUUUAACAGAACAACUUUAAAGUGACAAGAAUAAAGUGACAUGCUUUUCAAAAUUAA